Messenger RNA from Trichobilharzia szidati, 1007 nucleotides. The record is from the annotation of a GenBank genome assembly. NCBI's taxonomy places the organism in Eukaryota, Metazoa, Platyhelminthes, Trematoda, Strigeidida, Schistosomatidae.
ACUAAGCAUUAGAUAUUGAUCGUCUGGGUUUGGCGGGUUUGUGUGUGACUUAGGACUAACAAUGGAUUUGAGUCUGGAUGACAUUAUCCAGCAAAAGCGUAUAAGAGUUGGAAGAGGACGAGGUAGAGGCCGGGGUGGAGAGUCUCUGCGAGGUGUCCGUCGUGGUGGAGUUGCUCGACGCAAUGCUAACGGAAUGUCUCGUGUCUUACCUGAUAAAUGGCAGCACGAUAUGUUCCAAGAUGGCCGGAGUCCAAAGGCUGCAAGUAAUACUACUGGAACCGCUACCAGACUUCACAUUUCAAACCUGGAUUUCGGUGUGAAUAAUGAUGAUAUUAAUGAACUCUUCCGAGAAUUCGGUGCAAUUCGAAAGGCGACGGUUCAUUAUGACAGGAGUGGUCGUUCUUUGGGGACCGCAGAAGUCGUUUUUGUCAAUCCACUGAGUGCAACUAAAGCCAGAAACCAUUACAAUGGCGUACCGCUUGAUGGACGUCCCAUGGUCAUCCAGUUGGUUGGCGCAGCAACUGAAACUACCACAACUACACGUCCACGUGUUACUCGUCCUCGUGGUUUUCCAAUACGCCGUGGCUUUGGACGUGGUCGAGGUCGUGCUCGCGGUCGCGGAAGGACACAGAAACCGACUGUCACGAAAGAAGAGUUAGAUGCCCAGUUAAUCGCGUAUAAUGCACAGUUAUCUUAAUGUAAGAUAUGGUGCGUUGGCUUAAACACUCGACUUUCAUUCAUUGGGUCCUUGAUUUGAGUCCUGCUUGACCCUGUCUUCAGUGUGAGCAACUGAGAAAUAUCAUUAGCCCCCUCAAAUACAGAAAGAGUAUGGCUUACAGCACAGUGCUGGGUAAUUGAGAUCUAACUAAGAGCAUACAAGCCUCCCACGGAAGUCUUCUUUUCAUGACGUUAUAGACAAAAUGGUCCGAGUAAAUAAAUCAGUUUGUGACAAAAAAACUAGAAACAUGGCUGUAAUUGUGAACCGGUUGAAUGAAAAUUUCAACGAA